Knipowitschia caucasica is the source of this 4842-nucleotide messenger RNA. The record is from the annotation of a GenBank genome assembly. NCBI's taxonomy places the organism in Eukaryota, Metazoa, Chordata, Actinopteri, Gobiiformes, Gobiidae.
AUGGCAUCGGAGCCCGCGGUGCUGCAGCCGCGGUGGAAGCGGGUUUUGGGCUGGAGCGGUCCUGUGCCGCGGCCCCGACAUGGACAUCGAGCUGUUGCCAUAAAGGAGCUGAUGGUGGUGUUUGGAGGUGGAAACGAGGGAAUCGUAGACGAACUACACGUCUAUAAUACAGCUACAAACCAGUGGUUCAUUCCAGCUGUCAGAGGAGACAUUCCCCCUGGUUGUGCUGCAUAUGGUUUUGUUUGUGAUGGCACGCGGCUGCUCGUGUUUGGAGGAAUGGUGGAGUAUGGAAAGUACAGUAACGACCUUUAUGAGCUGCAGGCGAGUCGUUGGGAGUGGAAACGUCUCAAAGCCAAAGCUCCUAAGAAUGGUGGGCCUCCUCCAUGUCCACGUCUUGGCCAUAGCUUCUCAUUGAUAGGCUCUCGUUGUUACUUAUUUGGGGGACUGGCCAAUGAUAGUGAGGAUCCCAAGAACAACAUACCAAGAUACCUAAAUGACCUUUACUGCCUGGAGUUAAGACCUGGUUCUAGCGUGGUAGGCUGGGACAUCCCUUCCACUUCAGGUCGGCCUCCUCCACCCAGAGAAAGUCACACAGCUGUAGUAACCAGCGGAAAAGUUGGGAACAAGCUCAUUAUCUAUGGUGGCAUGAGUGGCUGCAGGCUUGGUGACCUCUGGCUGCUUGAUAUAGACUCUUUGAUGUGGACCAAACCCUCUAUUGGAGGAGCAGCUCCUCUUCCACGCAGCCUGCACUCUGCCACCAUCAUCAAUAACAAGAUGUACGUGUUUGGAGGCUGGGUCCCUUUGGUGAUGGAGGAUGUCAAAGUUGCCACACAUGAGAAGGAAUGGAAGUGCACCAAUACUCUGGCCUGCCUCAAUUUGGAAACCAUGAACUGGGAGACUGUGGUAAUGGACUCUCUGGAAGAGAACAUCCCCCGAGCCAGAGCAGGUCACUGCAGUGUGGCAAUAAAUUCGCGUCUCUUUAUCUGGAGCGGCAGAGAUGGCUACAGGAAGGCCUGGAACAACCAGGUCUGCUGCAAAGACCUGUGGUACCUGGAGACUGAGCGUCCGUGUGCUCCAUCCCGUGUACAGCUGGUCCGUGCUAACACCUCUUCUCUGGAGGUGAGCUGGGGCCCCUGUCAAACUGCAGACACGUAUGUUCUUCAGCUGCAGAAGUAUGACUUGCCACAGACCACCCCUGCAAGCCCGGCCCCCAGCCCGGCCUCUAACCCUGUCCCCACGGCAGUGCCCUGCCCAACCACUCCAGCCACACCACCCACCAGCAUCACUCUGGUCCCUGCAGCUGCUACUGGAAGUGCACUGGCCACACCCAAUAAACCAGCUGUUCUGAAAGUUGCUGCGUCUCCAGGAGGAGCUACAGGAGCCUCCAUCGUAACGGUCCGUCAGGCUGCACCAAAGUCUCCUGUUGCCGUAACUCUUCCUGCUGGAGUUCGCAUGGUGGUUCCCGCUCAGAGCACACAACAAGGAACGCCCAUAGGCACCAACCCUCAGAUGUCAGGCAUGGCAGCUCUGGCUGCAGCUGCAGCAGCUACUCAGAAAAUCCCUCCUUCGUCUGGGACAUUGUUGAAUAUGCCAACGGGAGCCACCAUAGUCAAGACUGUGGCUGUCAGCCCUGGGUCUACUACUGUGCCUGUCAAAGUGGUGAGUAACCCAGCAACUCGGAUGUUAAAGACCGCUGCUGCUCAAGUGGGUGGGACAUCUGUGGUUUCCACCCCUGGGACCCCCAACAGACCGAUCAUUACGGUGCACAAGUCCGGCACGGUUACAGUGUCUCAGCAGGCGCAGGUGGUAACGACGGUGGUGGGAGGGGUCACGAAGACCAUCACACUGGUGAACAGUCCUCUCAGUAUGGGGUCUGGGGGAACUCUGUUGGGAAGCCUUGGAAAUCUUGGUAAGGUGGUCUCUGUGGUUCAGACCAAACCAGUUCAGAGUGGAGCUGUAACUGGACAGGCAAUAAAUCCUCUCACACAAAUUCUACAGACUAAAGGUGGCCUUCCCCCUGGAACUAUUCUGAAGUUGGUAACCUCUGCAGACGGUAAACAGACUACAAUAUUGAGCACAGCACAGUCUGGAGCAGCAGGAAAUAAACCAACCAUUCUGGGAAUGUCUCCAACUGGAGCAAAACCUGGGACGACCAUCAUCAAGACCAUCCCAAUGUCUGCGCUGCAGGGAGCCACUGGUGGUAACAGCCCGAUCACCAUCCUCACAAACAAAGGAAUGACUGCAGGAACAGCUCAGAAAAUCAUCACCGCAGUCCCCAAGAUCUCAGCAGGCGGCCAGCAGGGGCUUACCCAGGUGGUUUUAAAGGGCGCUCCAGGGACCCCUGGGACCAUCCUCAGGACUGUCCCGAUGAGUGGAGUCAGACUAGUUUCGCCAGGAUCCAAGCCUACUGUUACCACACUUGUUGUCAAGGGCACCACAGGAAUGUCAAGCUUGGGUACUGUCACUGGGACAGUCUCCACUGUUGCUGGAGGAACUGUUGUUGGGAAUAACGCCUCUCUAGCCACGCCCAUCACCACCUUAGCAACCAUCGCCACAUUAGCUGGCCAGGUGACAACAGCAACUACAGCCGGGGUGACGAAGCAGGUGACCCUGAUCACAACGCCCAGUGGAGCUGAGGCGCAGCCCUUGGUCCAGGACCUGCCUGUGUCCAUCAUGGCCUCACCCACAUCAGAAGAACCUGGAAGUACCACCACCAGCUCCACUGUUACUACUACAGCUGAAGGAGAGGAGGGUUCUAACACAGUGGCGUUGAUCUGCUCUAACCCUCCGUGUGAGACCCAUGACACGGGGACCACAAACACAGCAACUACAGCCACAGCAGCGAUGGGGGGAACGGAAAGAGUCUGUUCUAACCCUCCCUGUGAAACUCAUGUGACCGGAACAACCAACACUGCCACUGUGGCCUCCUCCAGCCUCGGCCAGAACACACAGGUCUCCUCAAACCUGUCAGUAAAUGGAGCCACAAUCUGUUCCAAUCCUCCUUGUGAGACUCAUGAAACAGGAACCACCAACACCACGACCACUGCUGGAGCUGGAGGACUGAGACAGGUUUGCUCUAAUCCCCCAUGUGAGACUCACGAAACGGGGACGACUAACACCACAACAACGGCAGGAGCCGGCAGACUCAGACAGGUUUGCUCUAAUCCUCCAUGUGAGACUCAUGAAACGGGAACAACCAACACAGCAACUACAACAGGAGCAGGAGCAGUUCAACAGGUCUGUUCCAAUCCUCCGUGUGAAACCCAUGAAACGGGAACAACAAACACAGCAACUACAGCCACAGCUCAGCAGGCUGGAGAAUCUUCAGGAGAAACUACAGAACCCACUGAUUCUGCUACCACCGCCACAACCACAAGCAGCCAGAGCCGAGCUGUGACCACAGUGACGCAGGCCACGCCCACUCCUGGACCAUCCAUUCCUGAGAUAUCUUCAAUGGUUGGAGAGGAAAGGCCAGAGUCUUCUGAAGCUGUUGCUGUAGAGACUCCAGUUGAGGGGGAGGAGCCUAUGCAGACAGACCAAUCAGAAAGUGUGAUGGCGUCAGGAUCAACUGUGUUACAGGUUCACGUGGAAGGAGCAGGAGAUUCCCAACAGAUGGAGACUGCAGACAGCGGCUUGCCCCAAGAGCUGAUGUCAUCAGAAGGGGAUGAAUCAGGAACUACAACUCUCAUGGUGACGGGGCUGACCCCUGAUCAGCUGACAUCUGCAACAGAUGAGGCCCAGCAAGCCACAAUACAGGCCGUUCUGCAGGCCGCCGGACAGUUAGGCAACGCAGAAGGAGUAGACCAGACCAUCCCAAUAGUGUUAACCCAGCAGGAGCUGGCUGCACUGGUUCAACAGCAGCAGCAGCUCCAGGAGGCCCAGCAGGUGGCGCCCAAAGCAGAACCAGAGCCCGAGCAGGAAGAGCCACAACAUGCCAUGCCUACUGAGGGACUGGCUCCAGCCGACAGCCUGAAUGACCCGUCAGCAGAAAGCAAUGGACACGAGCUAACAUCUUCGGCGGUAACGAGUGCAGUUGCCCGAUUGGCCAGUACUUUUGCCCCACCUUCACUAAGCGCCAGCCCCAACAAGAUUCAGGCUGCUGCAACGCUAACAGAGGUUGCUAAUGGCAUUUCUAAUGCUACUCAGAAACCAGCAGCAGUGAAGCCGGUCCCUAAGGACUCGCAGUGGUACGAUGUGGGUAUUGUAAAGGUCACCAACAUGGUGGUGUCCCACUACUAUGUGCCCUUUGAUGACAACUAUACAGAUGAUGACUCGGGCACUGUACCGGAUUAUUCGCAGAUGAGGAAAGUUGAGCUGCAGCCUGGAACAGCCUAUAAAUUCAGAGUGGCAGGAAUCAACAUCUGCGGAAGAGGAGCGUUUUCUGAAGUGUCUGCAUUUAAAACUUGUUUACCCGGAUUUCCUGGUGCUCCAUGUGCCAUCAAGAUCAGCAAGAGCCCGGACGGUGCACAGCUGACCUGGGAGCCCCCUGCGGUCACCUCUGGCCGGAUCACGGAGUACUCAGUUUACCUGGCCAUCCAGUCCUCACAAACCUCUGCUGGCUCCUCUGGGGGCCAGGGUCAGUUGGCCUUUAUGAGGGUGUACUGUGGCCCCAGUCCGUCCUGUCUGGUCCAGUCUUCUAGUCUUUCCAAUGCACACAUCGACUACACAACCAAACCUGCCAUCAUCUUCAGGAUCGCAGCUAGAAAUCAGAAGGGCUACGGACCAGCAACGCAAGUGCGGUGGUUACAAGAUACUAAAGACGCCAAACCUGCAAUGAAGAGACCUGGAGUGUCGCCAGAUUUUAAACCCGCUGGAUCGAAGAAGUUCAGAGCUGACCAAUAA